UACGUUCAAUUUUAGUCACUGUAUUUUUAAAUAUUUACUUUUAUUCUCAAUAUUUUUAACUAAUCUUAAUUUUAAUCAACUACUAAAAUCGAAUAAAUUCCAACCUAUAAUACUAAAAUGACAUUUUGACCGAUAAAGGGAAAUUUCAUUGUAAUAAACUUUAGAAGUAUAAUGAAUAUUCAUAAGAACAAGAUGAUAUCUCGUCAUCAUAAACAAAAAGAUCCUAAACAAAACAAUAUCAAAAGCUUAAGGCUUCAUUAUUGUUUCUUGCAAGGUUGAUAUUCCAUUAUAUAUAAACAAGUUCAUUUUUGGAUACUAAAUAACACAAAAUUAUUGGCUUGUCCCAAUUCAAGAUUCCAUAAUAAUGUGGACAAAAUUUAGGCAUUCAGAAAUCAGAAACAGUACCAAACUUUCUCAAUCGAUCAUAGCUUGUUUUGCACAUUUGUGUAAUUUUUCUCAAACUCAACCCGUUUUUAUUUCAAUUUUUGCAGAUGAAGAACAAGAAAUUGGAAAGAAACCUCAAAAAAGCUUCAAUGUUAAUGAGGAAUACCUUUGUACAUUGAGGACCAAAUCCUUCAGUGAAUUUUUCACAAAAGCUGAAUUCAUUGUCGAUGAAUCGCCGCCGUCUAUAACCUCCUCCUCCGCCGCCGCGGAUCGCUGCCGGAAAUUAUCGGAAACAAUCUUGCUGCAGCCUGUUCGGUUGGAAGCCGUUCCUUCCAUUCUCGAAUCGUCAUUUCUUUUGAUGUUACCAGAGCUUAAAGGCCUGUUCAUCGAUUACUUGAAUGUUAGUGCCAAAGCUUCAAAUCUCUGCACUCGUCUCCUCACGAACGUCAAAUCAACUCGAUCUAAAUCCCGCUGCAUUCAACAAUCGCUCGAUUCGAUCGAGAAAUGCUUUUCGUCGGAGACGAUUGAAUCAAUCGCCUCAGAUCUUCUCUCAUUGAGAGCGCCAUUUUCCGAUCUGGACAAACGCGAUUUCACGCUAAUCCACGCCGAUUACACGGCGAUUUCUCGUCGUCUAAACUGCACGAGGAAGAAAGUAGAGAGAAAAAUCAGAACGAUCAAAAUCAUCGAUGGAAUUACCUGCGGAUUGAACAGUAUUACAACUCGCACUCUGACUGACUCAGUAAUGGCGAAAGAUCCAGGUCCAGUAAUUUUCGGUUACCGACUGAAAUCCUUGGGCAGAAAGCUUGUCCGGCAUGAGAUGCUUAGAAAUGGCGGUCUUGAAAAAGUAGGAGAAAAAGUGGAGGCGGCGGCGAAGGGAAGUUAUAUAAUGAAGAGAGAGUUGGAUACGACAAGCCGACUGGUGGUCCGGCUCGGCGACGCCGUGGAUCAUGGGAAGGCGAUGUUGCGGUUGUUUGGGGGAAGGAAGGAGGAUAAAUUUGCAGUGUCGGUGGCCAUGGAUGAGGUGAAGAAGAACAAUGUUAGCAUGAGAAAGCAAGUUGAAGAUGUCGAAGAGCACUUGUAUUUGUGCAUUGUUACCAUUAACAGAAGCAGAGCUUCUGUGAUUAAACAAUUGUAGAAGACAACAAAAUUAGGGAUUCUUUCGGAUUGGGACCGAUAAACCUUACAACAAAUUUCUAUAAAAUGUGGAUAUUCAUCGAUAUUAUAUU
Benincasa hispida (wax gourd) is the source of this 1610-nucleotide messenger RNA. RefSeq names its product UPF0496 protein At3g49070-like. NCBI's taxonomy places the organism in Eukaryota, Viridiplantae, Streptophyta, Magnoliopsida, Cucurbitales, Cucurbitaceae. The record is from RefSeq and is a predicted model, not a curated record.